AUGGCGCCCCUCAACGGUGAUGUCGAGAAUGGCGACGUCGAGAAGAGCCAGAGACCUCUGGACAUCCAGGCCAAUGACGACGACAUGGGCGAGUAUGGCAACCUCGUCAAGUACAUCUCCAACUACCGCGACGGGCGCAGAGCGUCAAUUGGCGGCGGCUCGUCCCUGGCCGACAUGGACGACAAGCCCAAGAAAUGGUAUCAGUUCGGCAAGAAGAAGGGCAUGGGUAGCGACGGCACCUUCGACACUCCCGAGGAGUGGCUCCAAACAGACUGGAAGAAGGGCCUCGCGACCACCGAGGCCGACUCGAGACGAAAGAAGACCGGCUGGAACGAGUUGACCACCGAGAAGGAAAAUCUGUUUCUUAAGUUCUUGUCUUACUUCACCGGCCCUAUCCUCUACGUUAUGGAGCUUGCUGUCCUCCUCGCGGCUGGUCUGCGUGACUGGAUUGAUUUCGGUGUGAUUAUCGCUAUUCUUAUGCUCAACGCCAUCGUCGGUUGGUACCAAGAAAAACAAGCCGCAGACGUCGUCGCCAGUUUGAAGGGCGACAUCGCCAUGCGAACCACGGUUAUCCGAGAUGGUCAAGAACAAGAACUCAAGGCCCGCGAAUUGGUCCCUGGUGACAUUAUCAUUAUCGAAGACGGACAAGUGGUCCCGGCCGACGCCAGAAUUAUCUCUGCUUAUGACAACCCCAAUGGCUGGGCAGAGUUCCAAAAGGAGCUUGAACGCCAGGCUGGCGAAGAAGUCGAUCACAAGGGAGAAGACGAGGACGACAUCGGAGAGAAGCACGGCUCUGGCUAUGCCCUCCUCGCCAUCGAUCAAUCUGCCAUGACUGGAGAGUCCCUCGCUGUCGACAAGUACGUCGCUGAUGUUAUCUACUACACUACUGGCUGCAAGCGUGGAAAGGCUUAUGCCAUCGUCACACACUCCGCGAAGAUGUCCUUCGUCGGACGCACUGCCUCCCUGGUUUCCGGAGCUAAAGAUCAAGGCCAUUUCAAGGCUAUCAUGAACUCCAUCGGCACGUCUCUCUUGGUCCUGGUCGUGGGCUGGAUUCUCGCAGCAUGGAUUGGAGGCUUCUUCCACCACCUCAAGCUCGCAACCCCCGAGAAAAGCUCCAACAACCUGCUCCAUUUCGCCCUUAUCCUCCUGAUCGUGGGUGUGCCUGUCGGUCUGCCAGUCGUCACCACGACUACGCUGGCCGUCGGAGCAGCUUAUCUCGCUAAGGAAAAGGCGAUCGUGCAGAAACUUACCGCCAUAGAAUCUCUCGCUGGUGUCGACGUCCUUUGCUCUGACAAAACCGGUACGCUCACAGCCAAUCAGCUGUCCAUCCGCGAGCCCUUCGUCGCCGAGGGCAUCGAUGUCAACUGGAUGAUGGCCGUUGCGGCUCUCGCCUCCUCGCACAACGUCAAGUCCCUCGAUCCCAUCGACAAGGUCACGAUUCUCACCCUCAAGAGAUACCCACGCGCAAAGGAGAUCCUCGCACAAGGCUGGACCACCCAGAAGUUCACUCCUUUCGACCCCGUCUCCAAGCGUAUCACUGCGGUUUGUAUGAAGGAUGGCGUUACGUUCACCUGCGCCAAGGGUGCUCCCAAGGCUAUCUUGAACCUCACCAGCUGCUCCAAGGAAGAUGCCGAUAUGUACAAGGCAAAGACGACCGAGUUUGCUCGCCGUGGUUUCCGUUCUCUCGGUGUUGCUGUCAAGGAGGGUGAGGGAGACUGGCAAUUGCUCGGCAUGUUGCCCAUGUUCGACCCUCCCCGUGAGGAUACCGCAUCCACCAUCGCCGAAGCCCAGGUCCUCGGUCUCUCUGUCAAGAUGUUGACUGGCGACGCUAUCGCUAUUGCCAAGGAAACUUGCAAGAUGCUUGCUCUCGGCACCAAGGUCUACAACUCUGAGCGUCUCAUCCACGGUGGUCUCUCUGGAACUACUCAACACGAUCUCGUCGAGAAGGCUGAUGGUUUCGCUGAAGUCUUCCCCGAGCACAAGUACCAGGUCGUCGAGAUGUUGCAACAACGUGGCCAUUUGACCGCCAUGACUGGUGACGGUGUGAACGACGCUCCCUCCUUGAAGAAGUCUGACUGCGGUAUUGCCGUCGAAGGUGCUACCGAAGCCGCCCAAGCCGCCGCUGAUAUUGUCUUCCUCGCCCCCGGUCUUUCCACCAUCGUCUCGGCCAUCAAGAUCGCCCGUCAAAUUUUCCAGCGUAUGAAGGCAUAUAUCCAAUACCGUAUCGCCCUGUGCUUGCACUUGGAAAUCUAUCUCGUCACCUCCAUGAUCAUCAUCAACGAGACCAUCCGUGUCGAGCUGAUUGUAUUCCUCGCCCUGUUCGCUGAUUUGGCCACCAUCGCCGUCGCCUACGACAACGCACACUUCGAGCAACGCCCCGUCGAAUGGCAACUCCCCAAGAUCUGGAUCAUCUCCGUCAUCCUCGGCAUACUCCUCGCCCUCGGCACCUGGGUCAUCCGCGGCGCCAUGUUCCUCCCCAACGGCGGCAUCAUCGAGAACUUCGGCUCCAUCCAAGGCAUACUCUUCCUCGAAGUCUCCUUGACUGAAAACUGGCUCAUCUUCGUCACCCGCGGCGGCAACACCUGGCCCUCAUGGCAGCUUGUCGGCGCCAUCCUCGGUGUGGACGUCAUCUCAACGCUGUUCUGCGUCUUCGGCUGGCUGGCCGGCGAUGCAGGGGAACCCUCAGACCCUGUCACCAAGAACGUCAACCUUUCCCCGAACGGCCACACCAGCAUCGUCACCGUCUUGAUCGUCUGGGGCUUCUCCAUCGGUGUCACGAUCGUCAUCGCUAUCGUCUACUACCUGCUCAGCUCCCUGUCGUGGCUCGACAACCUCGGCCGAGCCAAGCGCUCCCACGCCGACACCCAGAUGGAGAACAUCCUCAUGCACUUGUCCAAGGUUGCAGUUGCGCACGAGAGAGACGAGCAUGGAGGCGACAGGUGGCAUCUUACCCCCAAGGCCACCGAAGCCGAGGAGGACGACUAG
Molecule: messenger RNA, 2985 nt
Organism: Hyaloscypha bicolor E
Lineage: Eukaryota; Fungi; Ascomycota; Leotiomycetes; Helotiales; Hyaloscyphaceae
Product: putative plasma membrane ATPase
Exons: 4
Coding region: 1-2985 (994 amino acids)
Biological process (GO): proton export across plasma membrane; regulation of intracellular pH
Cellular component (GO): plasma membrane
Molecular function (GO): ATP hydrolysis activity; ATP binding; P-type proton-exporting transporter activity
Source: RefSeq, a predicted model, not a curated record